CUCUGAUGGCGUGUGUUGCUGUUUUCUCCAACGCAAAGCUGAGAAAAUUGCGUUUCCGCGCUCAGUGCCACCCCCACAACCACAACGCAAAAUCACCACAUACUACCGUAGCAACGCGUUUAAUUAAGGCCAAUCAUCCUCCACGUCAAACGACAGCCCAACAAACCAAGCAGCAAAAAAGCCGCGAGCUCGAUCGCUUCUGCCCUGGACGAUGACCCUUGGAUUACAAGUACCAGCACCCCCUUCCCGCUCUGCGCCCACCCAGCGGUUUUGUGGUCUUCCCUGGUCUCUCUCUACUCGCCCAUCUCUCUCACACACACUCUCUCUCGCUCUCUCUCGUUCCCUUCUUUGUAUGCACCGGUCACUACUGCGGCUACGCUACGACUGCGCUUCGCCAGCUUCCUUUCUUGUUGCAAAACGGCCAGCCUGGAGCAGCCCGUCCAAACCUGCACCGCAUUUAUUCGAGCGCCACCAGGCUUUGCCCGUUUCUAAGCUGCAGCCAGCCUUUUUCCCUUUCCUCUUGUUGCUUUGCCACCCCUCUGCGCCGCUAACCUUCUGCCCAGUUCGGUCUCUCCGCUAUGGCCAAGCGCCAACCAGUUGAUCGUCCCUUCGUGAACAAACUUCCGAAGAUUGAGCUUCACGCGCAUCUUAGCGGGAGCAUCAGCCGAAAAUGCCUGCAUGACAUUUGGCUGGCCAAAAAGGAAGCCCAGCCGGAGCUUGACCUCCCAGAUCCGUUGGUCGCCAUUCCGCCCUCCAAGGUUGACUAUGAUCUAAAAACAUUUUUUCCGCUAUUCAACACGUACAUUUAUAGACUCGUCAGUGACAUUCCUAGCAUCCAUGAGAGCACUCUUCGCGUACUUGCAGACUUCGAAGAAGAUGGCGUGGUCUACCUAGAGCUCCGCACAACACCGCGCGAGAUUCCAGAAUACACAAUAUCAAGACGUCGCUACGUCGAGACCGUGCUCUCCGCGAUUGAGGAGUAUGAACGCAACAAGGAUAACCGCAUGCGUACUCGACUCAUUCUUUCGAUCGACCGUAGAAAUUCUCUGGCCCAGGCCAAAGAAACUGUCGAUAUAGCCCUUGAAUUUCAAUCGCGAGGCGUGGUUGGUAUCGAUUUGUGUGGCGAUCCUUCAGUCACAUCGAUAGCACACCUGAGUGCCGUCUUUUACAAGGCGAGCAUCGCAGGCCUCAACAUCGUGCUGCACUUCGCAGAAGCAGAAGUGUCUGCCUCGGACGAGGAACUGCGAAUGCUCCUGUCGUGGAACCCUAGUCGUCUCGGGCACGUCAUCCACGUCAAGGACGAAUUCAAGAGAAUGAUUACGGAAAAGAAAAUCGGCCUCGAGCUGUGCCUGAGCUGCAACGUGCACGCGAAGAUGAUCACCGGCACAUUCGGGGACCACCACUUUGGUGAGUGGAAGGACUGUGGGCACAAGCGGAUCGCGCUCUGCACCGACGAUGUAGGCGUGUUUUGCAGCACCCUGUCGAACGAGUAUUACCUUGCGGCUGAGCAUUUCGGGAUGUCGAGGGAAGAGCUGAUUACGCUCGCGGAGAAUGUUGUGGAUAUGAUCUUUGCCACGGAGUCAGUCAAGGACGAAAUACGUGCCCUCUUCAAGCAAUUCAGGCUCGAUGAGGCAAGAUCGUAGACGGGGCACGAUCUUAGAGAUGAGCAAGUUUUGUAGGAAGGUGCUACGACUAAUGUUGGGGGCAUCGAGAGGCGACGGGAGAAAAACCUUUCGCAUUUGCAGAAUCAGCGUCUCUAACCUGGUCUCAAGACGCAAGAUGCUACAUGAUCUCGUUAUAAACAGCACGCUACGUGCACAUUCUAGUAUAGAUGUUUCGGCGCAUCUUCGCUCCUCCCAAAUAGCCCUAGUAACAAUGACACCGGAGAGCAAAGCUUCAUGAUGACGAUCGUCAUGCGGGGCAAAGAAAAAAAAAAUUGCCCUUUCCGCAACACAGACGUUCUCGCUCUAAGCUCUACGAAAUUGUCUUCUCCGCCCUCGGCUUCUCGUCCGUCGAGAUGCCAAAUUGCUGUCGCA
Molecule: messenger RNA, 2036 nt
Organism: Verruconis gallopava
Lineage: Eukaryota; Fungi; Ascomycota; Dothideomycetes; Venturiales; Sympoventuriaceae
Product: adenosine deaminase, variant
Exons: 4
Coding region: 579-1643 (354 amino acids)
Biological process (GO): adenosine catabolic process; inosine biosynthetic process
Molecular function (GO): adenosine deaminase activity
Source: RefSeq, a predicted model, not a curated record